GUUUUGGCGGUUAUAAAGGAAACAGUCUUUUCUUCUCUUUUCUAAUUUCUGGUGAGAGCUUCUUUCCUCAAUUCUGAAUCUAAGUGUUGAGAGUAUCCAUGGCGGAUGAGAUUAGAGGGGAAUCACGUCGAGAACCCAAUUCUUCAAAGUAUGUGAUAUUUAGAAAUGAGUUUGUGGAUGACAUGAUGUUUGGAUUUGAUAGGGUUGGUGAUGGUUUUGACAAAGCAAAAUCUCAAGUAAGGGCUGUGUAUGAUCAAGCUGUGGGUGAUAUUGAUUUUUCUAUCGCCUACAUCAAAGCUGAAUUAACCGAGUUGGAGAGUAUGUAUAGUGGUCUCAGGAAGGAUUAUCUUUCUUAUCUGAAUGAAGCUGAGAGAAAAAGGGAAGGGUUGAGGUUUGAGAUCACCGUAACCAGAAAUCCAGCCACCGAUCACAGUCUUAAGAUCUCAAAUACUCAAUUAACUGAAAACCCCAUCAUCCGUGAUCAUGACAGUGAGUUCUUCAAUGAAUUUGAUACAAUUGCUUUUGAUGAUCAAGACAAUCCUUCUUCUACAGAUCCAACACAGAAAACCUUUCUCUCAACUUCUCACUCCGAUCUAACACAAAACACCGAUAUCUCAACAUCUCACACAGAUCUUGAUCAAGAAAAUCCUUCUACGGAUUUAACACAAAAAGCUCUCUCAACUUCUCACUCCGAUCUAACACAAAACACGGGUCUCUCUACAUCUCACACAGAGCUAACCGUAGAGAAUCAAAACCCUGAUCAAAAUGUAGAGAAUCAACAGCCUGAGAAUCAAAGGCGAAAGAAAAAGCAGAGUAAGGAGCUGGUUGUCCGUACGACAGGAGCUGUGACUAGAAGCCUAAAGAAGAUUGUAGAUGCUCGUACCAGACUCGAAAAAAUGGCCGUAGCAGCAGAAUCUGAAGCAGCGCGUCUAGUAAAUGCCAGGAGUACAUCUAAAACCACAAGAAGGAAAUCACGGGUUCGAGUGGUGCCUCAAAUUCAACUCAAUGAGAAUAUUCUAAAUCAACAACAAAAUCAUGUGAAUCAAGUACAGAAUCUGCUCAAUCAACAAAACCUGCAACCAAAUCAACAACAAAAUCUUCUCAAUCUGCAAGAUCAGCAGCAAAAUCUAGAGGACAACGACAUAAAUCCUGAUGAUCCACCAAAUCUAGAGGUUAAUGUUCCACGUUUUCCUCACCAACUGUUUGAUUUGUUGAAUUCUGGUCCUGGCUACAUUAAGUGGUUCGGAGUUGCUUCUUUUGUGGUACCUUCCAUUAUAGCGUUUAAUCAGCAGCACAACCCAGCCAUUAUUGGAAAUUGGGAUGCUAUUAAAGACCAACUCAGAAAUCAUGAUUUUUGUGUGCAUGAAUGUGUGGAAGACACGGCCCGAUUUCACCGUAAAUACUUCACUAAGUUCUCGAAAGCUGAGCAUCUGGAUUUAAUCGGCGAGAAUCAAAGAGAUGGCCGCAUGAACCCAAAUGAUUUUGAAGAGCAGGUGGAGGAUGAAGCUUGGGCGAAGGAGCUGGCGGAAGCUCCUGGAACUAACUUUCAUAAAAUGGCAGCCACUCUAUUACCUUAGAAGGAAAAAGUUGAGAGUAAGGAUUCGACGGAUUGAAUUUUGAUUUAGAAGAAAUUGAGUUUAAGCAGUAGAAGGGAAGUUUAGAUUUUCAGUUUUUGAACAUAUAUGCAAAGGUAGUAAGUAAUCUGGAAUCAUUUUGAAGGAUCGAAGAAUAGUAGUAGUAUAAACUAGAGAGGACAAGAUCUAAUGUUUUUGAUCAUCAGUGUUUCUAAUUGAAUGUAAUCUCUUUGUUUUUUUUUCCUUGUUGUUAAGUACCAGUAAAAACUCUUUCUUA
Papaver somniferum (opium poppy) is the source of this 1851-nucleotide messenger RNA. RefSeq lists its product as uncharacterized. The record is from RefSeq and is a predicted model, not a curated record. The transcript is spliced from 2 exons. Bases 99 to 1577 code for a protein of 492 amino acids. NCBI's taxonomy places the organism in Eukaryota, Viridiplantae, Streptophyta, Magnoliopsida, Ranunculales, Papaveraceae.